This is a messenger RNA of Plectropomus leopardus (leopard coralgrouper), 835 nucleotides long. RefSeq names its product thioredoxin-like 4A (gene txnl4a). The record is from RefSeq and is a predicted model, not a curated record. Lineage: Eukaryota; Metazoa; Chordata; Actinopteri; Perciformes; Serranidae. Gene Ontology annotation, biological process: mRNA splicing, via spliceosome. Gene Ontology annotation, cellular component: U4/U6 x U5 tri-snRNP complex; U5 snRNP; spliceosomal complex.
AUACUACAGCAGCCUCCACAACAGGAGCAGCAGUUCGGAGUGUUGCGGUUUUGCUUUAGAGUAAAGUUAACAAGGUUCGUUUUUCAUACGCACUCCUUUUUAUUUAAAGAUCGGGAGUUGACAGCUGAGGAUCAAGAUGUCGUACAUGCUACCACAUCUCCAUAAUGGCUGGCAAGUGGAUCAAGCCAUCCUGUCUGAGGAGGACCGAGUCCUCGUGAUCCGCUUUGGACACGACUGGGACCCGACGUGUAUGAAGAUGGACGAAGUUCUCUACAGCAUCGCUGAAAAGGUAAAGAAUUUUGCAGUCAUUUAUCUGGUGGACAUCACAGAAGUGCCCGACUUCAACAAGAUGUACGAGUUAUACGACCCCUGCACCGUCAUGUUCUUCUUCAGGAACAAACAUAUCAUGAUUGAUUUGGGCACCGGCAACAACAACAAGAUCAACUGGACGAUGGAGGACAAGCAGGAGAUGAUAGACAUUGUUGAGACAGUGUACCGGGGAGCAAGGAAAGGACGGGGUCUGGUGGUGUCUCCGAAGGAUUAUUCCACUAAAUACAGAUAUUGAGUUUUAUUUUCACCCCAACUUUUUUCAGGAGUUUUUUUUUCUGAUGUUUUGUGACAUGACAGAGACUACAAGAUAUAGAAGAUAUUUUUCAACAUAUUUGUUUUUGUGAACCAGGACAAUAUUCUUAUUAAUGAUUAUGAUUGUGUUGCGUUAUUGUGCCACUUGUGUUUUGGGUGUUGACCAACAUGUUCAGUUUCUUGAAUAGCGAGUAAAAUCUUCAUAUUUCAAUAUUACAAAUAAACAUGGAUGGAUAUUUCCAUAUGGAAGUUA